AGGAAUGAAGCAGUUCCCUUGAAUUUAUUUUAGCGAUUUGAGUUUAGUUUUUAAUUUAUUUUUACUUAAAAAAAAAAAAGAGAUUUUUAGGCAAAAAAUAAGUUACAAAAUUUGAUUGUUUUUAAGGAAUUUUAAAAAAGUGUUUCAAUUUCAAUGAAUGGAAAAGCAAGGCAGAUGGAUAUAACUGAGGAGCUUGUCAAUCUGACGGACACUGAACUGUACCGAUUGCUGAUCCAGAAUGGAAUCUCAGACUUUUCGAUAGUGGACGACUCGAGGAACGCCAUGAUCUUUAAACUGAUGCGGGCCUGGCACUUCCAGCAGAAGAGAAGGAUUAUAACGCAGAUUCAAAAGGCCAAGGAUCCGAACUAUUCCCUGGAGAGCUGUGUCCGCGAUUCAUUUCCCGAUGCGGAGCUAACUGACUACGAUCCUGAAGAGGAGCAAAUAUCUAUCCCGGAAACUGUCGUGAACUACAUCAGAAACAUGGACAAAUCCCAGUGGAUUGUCUUUACUUUUUUCGCCUUCAUGGCCCUGAUAGUCGGAGCUUAUGUUGCUCUGAUCUGCGAUACCAGGGUCAACCUCGUUGGCAGACUUCCCACCAAGUAUGUCCUCUGCAACACUCCGUUGCGGGGCAACUGCAUCCACCCAGAGUCGAUUGAGGAUGCGGAGGACAUCGCCAAGGACAUAUUCGAGAUACUGCAGGACCAGGCCAUAAACUACUACUGCAGUCGCGGAACGACCAACCUGCUGGUAGCCAACGACUACGAGCAUAUUUCCAGGUACAGGAACAACGAGAACUUCAAGACUUCUUUCCUGGACGCCAAGUAUCUGAUGCGCAUGAACGGCCAUUGGAAUAUCCGGAUGCUCGACGACCUGAAGCUGGGAGUCCACUUUGGCCUCGACCAUCCAGUGCUGCCCUUGUCGUGCAUGCUCCGAAUCCAAUUGAAGAGAUUCUUCGUCGCGAUGGGCGUAAUAGCGGUGGUCAUAAUCUGCUGGUUCUUUGUUUCCAUUGCCUGCGAGAUCCAUGGCAAGCAGAAGACCCUCAUCCAGGACACUGCCGGGCAACUGGCCACGGAUAUAUUCAAUGAGAUCGUGGCGGAAGAGAAGUGCCCAGAGCUGGACGUUGGACUUCUUAUAGCAAAACUGAUACCGUCCAUGCCGACACAGUUGCACGACAGUGUAGUGAUCCACACUCUGGACAUUCUGGAAAGGGACAAACGGGUGAUCCUACGGGUUUAUGAACAGAACCGGCACUACGUCCACAGCAUAUCAUGGAACACUAACGUAAUGAAGACCAUCUGGCAGAGACCCGUCAUCCGCCAAAUGCCUUCGGAGCCAGCGACCUCCAAUUGCCUGAAAAUAUUGAAUCUCCUUAGCGGCGCCGAACGACGCACUGUGAAUACCAAGGGCUAUCUGGUCGGAUUGAUUCACUCGAAGAUUGGAGAACCGAUGCAAAUGUAUGACCUGCAGAUCGACUGGAAGACUGGGGAGGUCUUUAUACGUUGCUCCAGUAAGAUGGACGCUGGAAUACUUCAUUCACACCUACACGGAUGGUGGUACGACCGUCGCAUCCUCACAGUUGAAUACGUUACACAGGACUUCUACAUGACAUACUUUCCAGAGAAGUAUUCCAGCGUCCAUCUUCAGAGAGGGAGCGUACAGGAGCAGCAUGACACCUAACACCUACACCGACAUCUACAGACUACAGACUACCCUAAACCACCUUUCUUGUUAGUUAGUUUAAUAAAUUUCUAGUUCAUUUA
This is a messenger RNA of Drosophila ananassae, 1760 nucleotides long. Its product is annotated as inner nuclear membrane protein Man1. NCBI's taxonomy places the organism in Eukaryota, Metazoa, Arthropoda, Insecta, Diptera, Drosophilidae. Gene Ontology annotation, molecular function: chromatin DNA binding. Bases 154 to 1677 code for a protein of 507 amino acids. The transcript has 2 exons. Gene Ontology annotation, biological process: nuclear envelope organization; negative regulation of BMP signaling pathway. Gene Ontology annotation, cellular component: nuclear inner membrane. The record is from RefSeq and is a predicted model, not a curated record.